UGCAGAUAUUACCCUCACAAUUCUAACCCUCACAAGUAUCCUGUGAGGUAGGCUGAAGGGAGAGACAAUGAUUGGGUCACAGUCACCGACUUGCACCUUAGCCUCCCAGGUCGUAAUGCAACACUCGAACUACUUUACCACACUGGCUAUCCUGUUUUAAUAAAAAUAAAAUAAUUCGGUUCCUUCCUUACAGGUUGUAAGCUGCCUUCCUGUCUUCCUGCGGUUGUGUUUCAGCGUCCUCCAAUCUGUGGGGAUAAAAAAUGUUUAAGCGGCUGACCAAGCAGCUUAUAAAAGAGCUGGGCUCAGAUAGGAGGCUGAUACCUGUGACUAGCCAGGUACUCACCGAUAGCUUCCAGCCUCUCUCUCUGGUGACUAAAGAGCAAUCCAGGUUUCCUUGGAAUACGCGGAAGUAUUCCCCAAGCCCUUUCAAGCUGGUGGAUGUGCUCGAGAAAGGAGCAGAGGUGGAAAUAGAACUGAAACACUCCGAACCACUUCUGUUCUCUGCAAACAUCUGCCACAAAUCUGGAGCAAAACUGAACCUCAAGAUACAGACUGCUGCAGUGGAUAUCGGCGGCUUGGGCUCGGCUUGCUUGUCUUCCUCUCUGGUAGCUGUGAGGAAAACCUAUGUGGACACCAGAGAGCUGUGGAAAAUGGUGCCAUCCCUCAGCGUUCUCCAGCAACUCUACCCUAAGCUGCAUUUCUACGUUGUGACGGAGGCUUUCGAGAUAAUGGAGCCGCUUCUGAUUGAGCAGACUGUCCAAGCAGGAGGCAAGGGAACGGUGACAGCAGCUGAAAUAUUGACGAUACAGGGCCUGAGCACAACAGUGAAGAAGAAGGCAAUGCUGAUCCCCCGGGGCACAGUGCUGGCCUAUGCGGUUGAGAAGCUCCAAACCUACGAUGAAGAACUGGUUUUGCUCUGCCAGCGGCUUCAAACAAAGUUGGUUUCCUCGCUCACAUAUGAUGCAUUCCAGGAUGAGCUGGGCUCCUCACUAACAGGCAAGUGGCCUUCUGUUGCUUUCUGAUUUCGCGCCUGGAUUCUGCCUGUCCCAAUCCUGCAGAUCUUUCCCACCAGAGACCAGCAAAUUCCUUCCAUAGCUCCGUGGCAGAACAUCUGUUUUCUAUGCGGGAGGUUCCAGGUUCAGUCCCCAGC
Messenger RNA from Podarcis raffonei (Aeolian wall lizard), 1150 nucleotides. RefSeq names its product pejvakin-like. The record is from RefSeq and is a predicted model, not a curated record. NCBI's taxonomy places the organism in Eukaryota, Metazoa, Chordata, Lepidosauria, Squamata, Lacertidae. The transcript has 6 exons. The coding region runs from base 261 to 1022 and encodes 253 amino acids.